Tarenaya hassleriana is the source of this 1557-nucleotide messenger RNA. Its product is annotated as probable ethanolamine kinase. Gene Ontology annotation, molecular function: choline kinase activity; ethanolamine kinase activity. Bases 354 to 1364 code for a protein of 336 amino acids. The transcript is spliced from 12 exons. NCBI's taxonomy places the organism in Eukaryota, Viridiplantae, Streptophyta, Magnoliopsida, Brassicales, Cleomaceae. Gene Ontology annotation, biological process: phosphatidylcholine biosynthetic process; phosphatidylethanolamine biosynthetic process. Gene Ontology annotation, cellular component: cytoplasm. The record is from RefSeq and is a predicted model, not a curated record.
GAUCACAGCUCCGCGAUUCCUUCUUCUUCGCUCGCCGUCGAUACGUCUCUACCUCUGUCCGUCAUGGCUCCUCGUAUUAUGGACAAUUGAGAUGACGUAAGUGCAGGAGCUAGAUCUUGAGUGCUUCUAGGGUUUUUGUUUUUGUUAUUUCAUUAUGCAAAACUUUGUCUUGAACUUUUUUCGACAGAAUCCGUUGUGUUGAUGAAAAUAUAAGCGAGAGCAAGAGAGAAAUUAAGAGUAUCAUUGUACAUCUGGUCUCUUUCUGUUUUGAUGUCUUCUUUGAUUUUGGGUCUGGAGAAUUUUGUUGUAAAACUUCGUAAACACAAUUCUCAGGAAGCCAAAGUUUCAUUGUCAUGGAAGUGAUGAAACCAGCCUUAUGCAAAGAUGUAUUCAAGAAGUGGGAAGAGCUUGAUGAUUCUCUCUUCUCUGUCGAGAGAGUUUCAGGUGGCAUCACAAAUCUGCUGUUGAAGGUUUCUGUAAGUGAAGAAGCUGGAAAAGAGGUGUCUAUAACAGUGAGAUUGUAUGGGCCUAACACGGAGUACGUUAUCAAUCGGGAAAGGGAACUUCAGGCCAUCAAGUAUCUCUCGGCUGCAGGCUUUGGUGCCAAGUUGCUUGGUGUAUUUGGAAAUGGAAUGGUGCAAUCCUUCAUUAAUGCUCGCACCCUAGAACCAUCAGACAUGAGAAAACCGAAGAUAGCAGCGGAAAUUGCCAAACAGCUACGCAAAUUUCAUGAAGUGAAAAUACCAGGUUCUGAAGAACCUCAAUUGUGGAUUGACAUCUUCAAGUUCUUCGAGAAAGCAUCUACUCUUACCUUUGAUGAUGCUGAUAAGCAGAAACUAUAUGAGACAAUUUCAUUUGAGGAUCUGCAGAAAGAAAUUCUUGAGCUAAGGGAUUUCACAGUCCAACUUAAUGCACCUGUGGUGUUUUCUCAUAAUGAUUUGCUUUCUGGAAAUCUGAUGCUGAAUGACGAAGAAGAGAGACUAUACUUGAUUGAUUUCGAGUAUGGAUCAUACAACUAUAGAGGCUUCGACAUUGGGAAUCACUUCAAUGACAUACUGACAACUCGGUGUCAUGGCUCACGCAGAUACCCAAGUAAAGAAGAACAAUACCAUUUCUUCAGGCACUAUCUACGGCCAAACAAUCCACAUGAGGUGCCGGAAGCAGAGUUGGAAUCGCUCCACAUCGAGGCAGAAGUGUACAAACUAGCAUCCCAUUUGUACUGGGCAACAUGGGCACUCAUCCAGGCAAGGAUGUCACCUAUAGAAUUCGAUUACCUGGGUUACUUCUUCCUGCGUUACAACGAAUACAAGAAACAGAAGUCCAGUUCGUUUUCGCUCGCAACUGCUUCAUCCUCACUUGUCUGAUAAAAUUCAGCGUCUUUUGUUUUUGCUGAUCGAUUCUUUCAGGUAAAUUUCGUUUUUUCUUUGUGGCUUUUGCAAAACACCAUGCAAAUUGAACUGGUUCUUCUGGUUCCCUUUUUUUUGGGCCGCUUUCUGAUGUAAACUUGUAGGUGUUUUUAGUGUGAACUGUGUUUUUUUCUCUUCUGCUCUGUUUUCA